Molecule: messenger RNA, 3403 nt
Organism: Xiphophorus hellerii (green swordtail)
Lineage: Eukaryota; Metazoa; Chordata; Actinopteri; Cyprinodontiformes; Poeciliidae
Gene: rnpepl1
Product: arginyl aminopeptidase like 1
Exons: 11
Coding region: 840-2972 (710 amino acids)
Biological process (GO): proteolysis
Molecular function (GO): zinc ion binding; metalloaminopeptidase activity
Source: RefSeq, a predicted model, not a curated record
CCGGUCUCCGUCGGUCUUUGUUCUCCGGGGACACUCUGUCCUCUGGCGCCGGUCCAUCGGAACCUUCCCGCCUCUGUGAGCCGGACCGGGAGCGGAGGAGCCGGUGCUGGUCCGGUUCCGUCCAGAUGGAUUUUACUUAACGGUCCGGAACUCUGUCUGCGGGGAACCGGGACAAGGGGACGGAACCCUUUAACCCAGUUCGGUUCGGCUCCGUUUUGCAGAACUCUUUCUGGCGUUGGGCCACUGUCGGACCUAUUCACUGGGUUUUAAUGCCGUGCGGACCGGAGAACUGGGCUGGACAGUUCGCUAAACUGUGUUUGGAUCAGAGUUCAAGUGGAAAAAGUUCUGCUGCAGGUGAAUUGGACUCGGUAUCGGUUCGGUAGGCUGACUGGGUCCCGGAAAGCAGGCUACAACCGGACCGGUUUACAAGGACUGGGUUCUAGUUCGUGGUCCUGUUUUAUUGAAAAUGGGUUCAGUCUGGACUGGGUGUACUGGUACCCAGUAGAUGCACUUCCUGGGUCGAAGGUCAAGCUUGUCCUGAACUAAAAAAAACAUCUGGUUCUGUUCUGGUCCAAAUCAGGUUAAGUCAAACAUAGUUGGAUUUAGUCCAGGAUUUAAGAAGCUUGAGUACAAAACCAGGUUUGGUUCUGGUGUGAAUUGGGUUAAUCCCGGUCUAAUAUGGGUUUUGUACCGGUGUAAACCGGUUUCAGUCCAGGUCUAAACCGGGUUUGGUUCUGGUCUGAAUUGGGAUAAUCCCGGGUUUGAACCCAGGUUUAACCUGGGAUUAACCUCGGAUUAGGCCAUCCGUGGCCCGGUUCGGUUCUGCUGUCCUCCAGAACAUGGCAGAACUCGCGCAGACCUCGCCCUCGCUGUGCUGCUGCCGGAAGGCGCUGCCGGUGUCCGGCGGUCGCUGCGCCGGUGAACCCAAGCCGCCCUCGGCCGGCGCCGCGCGCUGCCCCCUGGUGGACGUGGCGUCGGCCUCCAACUUCAGGAGCUUCCGGCUGCGCCACUUUCACCUGGACCUGCGGCUGAACUUUGCAGCGAAGGAGAUGAGCGGCUGGCUGGUUCUGGACCUGGUUCCGGUCCAGCCGGGGGUCAGCGCCCUCGUACUGGACUCCCACCCGUCCCUGUUGAUCCACUCCAUAGACUGUAAGGUUCCCGGAGACGGGCCGGAGGAGCCGGCGUCCCUCACCUACCGGGUCGACCCGUUCACCGACUACGGGUCCUCGCUGGUCAUCAGCCUGCCGGCCGGAGCGGUGCAACCCGAACAGCUGAUCCAGGUGACCGUCCGCUACACGACCACGGACGGCCCGGCGAUCUGGUGGCUGGACUCGGAGCUGACCUGUGGUCAGUCCCGUCCUCUGGUCUUCACUCAGGGACACUCGGUGUGUAAUCGCUCCUUCUUCCCGUGUUUCGACACGCCGGCGGUGAAGAGCACCUACUCCGCCUCCAUUCGGGUUCCGGACGGCGUGACGGUUCUGAUGAGCGCUUCCCGGAGCUCUUACUCCAAACUGGACCGGAUCUUCCAGUUCUCCAUGGAGUUCCCGGUCCCGUCCUACCUGGUGGCGCUGGUGGCCGGAGAGCUGCAGCACGUGGACAUCGGGCCCAGGAGUCGUGUGUGGGCGGAGCCUUGCCUGCUGUCCUGCGCCGUGAAGAAGCUAGGGGGCAGCGUGGAGCGCUGGCUGGGCGUGGCAGAGGACCUGUUUGGCCCGUACCUGUGGGGCAGGUGUGACAUCGUCUUCCUGCCGCCUUCCUUCCCCAUCGUUGCCAUGGAGAACCCGUGCCUCACCUUCAUCAUCGCCUCCAUCCUGGAGAGCAGCGAGUUCCUGCUGAUCGACGUCAUCCAUGAGAUCGCGCACGGCUGGUUCGGGAACGCCGUCACCAACGCCACCUGGGAGGAGAUGUGGCUGAGCGAAGGCCUGGCCACGUACGCGCAGCGCCGCAUCACCACGGAGGCGUACGGUGAGGCCUUCACCUGUCUAGAGACUGUGGUCCGACUGGAUGCUCUGCACAGACAGCUGCGUCUCCUUGGAGACAACAACCCUGUGAGCAAGCUUCAGGUCAAGUUUGAGCCAGGUGUGAACCCCAGCACGCUGAUGAACCUGUUCACCUAUGAGAAAGGCUUCUGCUUCGUGUCGUACCUGUCCGAGCUCAGCGGCGACAUCCGGCGCUUUGACAGCUUCCUCAAGGACUACAUCUCAGAGUUUAAGUUUCAGAGCGUUGUGGCUCAGGACCUCAUCGCCUACUUCCUGCAAUAUUUCCCGGAGCUGCAGGACGCCGCCGUCUCUCAGAGGGAAGGUCUGGAGUUUGAGCGCUGGCUGAGCGGUUGCGGCCCGCCUCCAUUUGAGCCUGACCUGUCAGCAGGGGGCGCUCUGAUCGGGCCGGUGCAGGAGCUGUGCGACCUGUGGAGAGGCGGCGACCCACCCGACCAGCAGACAUUCGCGACCUUCGACCUGUCGGCCUGGAGCACCUUCCAGGUGGUUCUGUUCCUGGACCGGAUGCUGGACCACUCACCGCUGCCGCACGACGUGAUGGUGAAUCUGUCCGCCUGCUACUCGGCGCUGUUCGACGGGCUGAACGCCGAGGUCCAGAUCCGCUGGCUGCAGAUGGUGGUGAGGAACACGUUCUACCCCGACCUGCCGCGGGUCCGAGCCUUCCUGCACAAACACACCUCCAGGAUGUACACCGUGCCGCUUUAUGAAGACCUUGUUGCUGGGGUGAUGAAGUGCGUUGCCGUGGAGAUCUUCUACCAGACGCAGCGCCGCCUGCAUCCCAACCUGCGACGGACGCUGCAGCUGAUCCUGUUCCCCAGCAGCUCGGCUCCGGCCAAUCAGAGCGGCCCGGUUCCGCCCAUCCUGACUGGCUCCGCCCCCUCCGGCUCGCCGCUGCAAAGCCCCGCUGCCACGGCGACGACCUCUGCCUCCGGGACGACGGCCACCAUGGCGCUCAGGGACGUUAAUGUGUCGGCAUGACGGCCGUCCGGGCCCUCAGGGGCCCCGACGGGUCAGAACCAGAACAAUUUCCUUCAUCAUGCCUGCAAACAGCAGAACAUUCUAGAACUUCAUGAAAAUAAUGCGACAGAUUUCCCUUCUCCUCGGUUUGAGGAACCUGGACUGGAUUCUGAUCCAGAACCAGAACCGGACCUGAACACCGGAGCGGCCUUAUCGCCUCACUGUGAAACAAACCCGCUAACUGGACCUGGUCCAGCCAGAUCCUCAGGAACCUGCAGACCCUGAACGCACCGCCACAAUAAAGCGUCUCUAAUUCAAACAGCUGAAAUGAAAUGAAACCUGAUCACAUGACCAAUAAUCUGUAUUGAUUAUCAACCAGCUUCACUCUGCAGACAGUUAAUUAUUCUAUUUAUUCUGUUUUCCUCUAUGGAAAAUAAAAUUUAAAAAAAUCA